CUUCUCUCUCCCUCCAUCUCUCUCUCUCUCUCUCUUCCCCCUCUCUCCUUCUUCCGCUUCGGGUUCGUUCGAAGAAUUUCUCUCCAUCUAUAUCCAAGUAGAAGAGGCCGUGUGCCCCCUCCCCUCCUUUUAGUGUUUUGUUUUUUUUUUUUUCCCUUCUCUCUCGAACAAACUUGUUUGACCACCGCUUCACUCUUUCAGCGGGCACUCAUUCGUUUGCGAACCAAAAUACGCAAAAAUCCGUCCUUGAAUUUCCAUUCUAUCCAACAUGAGGGGUGCUUUCUUGGCCGCCGCGGCCGCCGUCGCCGGCACCGCAAUGGCUGAUGUCGCCCACAUGCGUCGUCAUGGCCAUCAGUCUUUCCACCAGAACCGUGCUUACCAGCCGGAGCCUCAGCUUAGGGGUGACGACAAGUGCGAAUGCAUCACCAAGGUCAUCACCGUCACCGGACCUCCGACUCUGGUUCCCAUCAACACCCCGGCUCCCGUUCCUAGCAGCAGCAGCAACACCGAGGUCCCCAGCGUUCCCAGCGUUCCCAGCGUUCCCAGUGUUCCCAGUGUUCCCAGUGCCCCCAGCAGCGAGAGCAGCCCCGUGACCUCCGAGGCCGUGACCACGCUCCACUCCACCAGCACCGCCACCGUCACCGUGGUCGAAACCCCUACUGGUGUUGAUGCCACCGGCUCGAAGACCCCCACCGGCGCUGUCCCUGGCGUUCCGGAGGCCUCCUCUCCCUCUGCUCCCGCUGGAACCCCCGCCGUCCCUGCGACCUCCGCCACCCCGGAGGUUCCGCUCCCUACUCCUGGAGUGACUAGCUUCUCCUCCACUGGUAUCUACACCAUCCCUGCCACUACCGUCACCGUUCGGGACACCACCACCGUGUGCGGUGCGACCACCACUGAACUGCCCAGCGGUUCUCACACCUUCGGUGGUGUGACCACUGUUGUCUCGACCAGGACCACCGUCACCUGCCCUUACGCCACCGUUGAGCCCAGCGGUUCCACCGUCACCAGCAAGAUCUACACCACCACCUAUGUCUGCCCCAGCGCUGGUACUUACACCAUUGCCCCCACCACCACUUACGUGCCCACCAGCACCGUCGUGGUCUACCCCACUCCUGCCACCAUCACCCCCGGCACCUACACCCAGACGGAGCAGGUCGUGACUGUCACCCGCACCGAUUACACCUACGUCUGCCCCUUCACUGGCAAUGACGAGCCCACCUCCGCCCCCGUUGCUCCCUCCACCUCGGCUGUUCCUGUGACCACCACUGCUGCUCCCUCCACGACCUCCGCCGUUGCCUCCAGCAGCGCCAGCAGCUCUGCCACCGCCGUCCCCACCGGUGUCAGCGGCAAGCAGAUGGGCAUGACCUACUCUCCUUACACCAACCAGGGUGGCUGCCAGCCCAAGGACCAGGUCCUCAAGGAUGUUGCCAUGAUCAAACAGAAGGGCUUCACUCACGUUCGUGUCUACUCCACCGACUGCAACAGUCUCGAGUACAUCGGUGAGGCUGCCAAGCAGCACGGCCUCAAGAUGAUCAUCGGUGUCUUCAUCUCCAGCACCGGCAUCAGCGGUGCCCAGGAGCAGGUGACCGCCAUCACCAAGUGGGCCCAGUGGGAUCUGGUCACCCUCAUCGUCGUUGGUAAUGAGGCCAUCCAGAACGGCUACACUGAUGCUUCCAGCCUUGCUGGCUUCAUCUCCUCCUGCAAGUCUUCCUUCUCCGCUGCCGGCUACUCGGGCCAGAUCACCACCACCGAGCCCAUCAACGUCUGGCAGCAGUCUGGCAGCGCCCUGUGCGGUGCUGUCGACAUCCUGGGUGCUAACCUCCACCCCUUCUUCAACGCUGAUGUCAGCCCCGAGAAGGCCGGUUCCUUCGUCCGCGCCCAGAUCAAGGAUCUCGAAGCCGUCUGCAACAAGGACGUGAUCAACCUCGAGACCGGCUGGCCCAGCCAGGGUAACCCCAACGGCAAGGCCAUCCCCGGUACUGCCCAGCAGGCUGCCGCCAUCAGGGCCCUCGUUGAGGAAGUCGGCUCCCAGUCCGUCUUCUUCUCUUACUCCAACGACCUCUGGAAGGACGCCGGCGACUUUGACGUCGAGCGCUACUGGGGUUGCAUUGACCAGUUCAAAUAAAUGAUUCUGGCAAUGUCAAUAGUUUAGGGAUAUUUGAGGCUUGGAGUUUUCAUUCUGUGCGGGAGAUCCCGACAGAGUUUCUCUGUUUACUACCCCUUUUUUUUUUCUUUCUUCAUAUACUUGAAUUAAGUAGAUAUAACCUUUCUAUUUCAUGUGUCGAUUGACUGGAGCAUUCUGUUUUCUUUGUUUGUACAUGUCUUAAUCUACGUCACGAUCAUGUAGUUUCCUUCAUUGUAAACAACCAUCCGUCUACAGUAACAUUGUUCACUGGUAACAUCCACUUACCGGGUCAUGCAGCUCCCAGGAUACGGCCAGCCUGAAAAUUAUGACCCCCAACGCGGAGUGCAGCGUGUUUGUACAGAAAUUCCUCGUGGCAGCAUUAUCAAAAGAUAUUCAAUAUGAAUAUCUCUUGUAUGAUCUCUGAAAUAGUUCUUAAACCCAUGGUUUUGCGAAAACA
Molecule: messenger RNA, 2582 nt
Organism: Aspergillus alliaceus
Lineage: Eukaryota; Fungi; Ascomycota; Eurotiomycetes; Eurotiales; Aspergillaceae
Gene: btgE
Product: putative cell wall glucanase (Scw11)
Exons: 2
Coding region: 269-2125 (618 amino acids)
Biological process (GO): cell wall organization
Cellular component (GO): extracellular region; fungal-type cell wall; cell surface
Molecular function (GO): glucan endo-1,3-beta-D-glucosidase activity; 1,3-beta-glucanosyltransferase activity
Source: RefSeq, a predicted model, not a curated record